Messenger RNA from Drosophila obscura, 1339 nucleotides. RefSeq lists its product as uncharacterized. The transcript has 2 exons. Bases 575 to 913 code for a protein of 112 amino acids. The record is from RefSeq and is a predicted model, not a curated record. NCBI's taxonomy places the organism in Eukaryota, Metazoa, Arthropoda, Insecta, Diptera, Drosophilidae.
UUCUCUUUGAAAUUCCUUUUCGCGAGAAAUAAAAUGCCGUUAUACGGAACAGCAGUGUAGCAGCACACGAAGUCAAGGGGUGCGAGCGAGAUGGAGAUGGAUACACAGUUACAAGCACACAUUUAUUUUGUUCCUUUCUUUCCUCUUUGUGCUUUUGGAUCAGAGAGGAAUUGCUGGCGUACCGAGAGUGCAAAGCCGUAACAGUUAUAAAAUGUAUAUUUGUGUGUGACUUUGUUUUUUUAUUCCUCUUUGCUCUUUAUUGUCUUUGAAUGUUUUGCAGAGUUGCCAGAUGUGCGCAUUGAGACGUUGGAUCUAGUUCAUACUAUCUGGUUCUCUCUUCGUGGGUUCUUAUAUUAUAUUAUUUUUUUUGGUAGGGGCUAUUAAUUGAAUUGGGUUAAAGACUGGCAUUAAAUAGUUUAAUUAACAUACAUUCCUAUAAUUUAAUUUUAGCUGAGUAUUCCCCUCUAAAUGUUGCAACAAAGUAAUAAUAACAGGCACUCCGAAUGAAAUCAGCAAUUUUAAUUAGUGAGCUCCGCUGGUUGCAUUUGUUUGCACGUGAUUUACCGUUGCCGCCAUGCAUUAUCUGCCCGCCACCAGCUCCAUCGCGGCGGAGAGCCUGUGGCCAGUCUUUUGUCUAAUGAUGGGAUGGUCAUUGGUUUGGAAAACUAACAAGAAGAGGCAGCACCUCUUGAAUAAUGCACCAGCACGCGCGAAGCCAACAAGUGUGAAAUUGGGCGACGGUAUGGUGGAAUUAAAGGUGUUGGUCCUAACUGUGCGCCAGAUGACCACCAAAGGAACGGUGCACUGCAUCGGCCUCUCCAAGGGAGGCGCCGCAGAUGAACAGCAAGUACCGGCACUUGCUGACAUCGGUGAGAAUCUGCCAUUCGUGCUGAUAGCAAACACAAUUACAUAAAUGUUUGUUUGGCCAACAAUAGACAGCUGCAGCAGUGGCAGCAGCAGAAACGGCAACCACAACGACAAGAUUGCAUAAUUGCUUGUAGCAAAAAUGCUCCCACAAUUUCUCAUCUCCGUCAUGAGACAAACGAGCCGGCUGAUUGUUAUCUCUCAAUUCUGGCCGACAGAGAGGGAGAACGAAACGAGAGCAGCGCUACGAUACAAUCCUCCAACAGUAAUGUAAGCUUCUGUUACUCUCUUUGGCAAGCUUUUGCAUGGAAAAGCUUCUCUGUUGGCAGAGAUGCGUAGAAGCCACAGUGGAUCGACUGGAAUCGUGAUUAAAUUACGUCUGCUUAAAAUCGUAAAGAAUUAUCUUAUCUAUUGGGAACGAAAAACGAGCGUUCGAAGUUUCAUAUUCCGAUGGGAACUCUUUCUCUUCCUCGUC